CCUCGGUCCUUCCCUGAGCUUCACCUGUUUCCGCGUUACCCUGCAGUUCGUGGUGCGGCCAGCAGGGAGCGCAGCGAGAGCGAUGGAACAAGCGGCUGCUGCACGAUCAGGAAGGAGUCGCCCUUCGUUGGUGCCGCAGUUGAGACAAGUUCACCCCAGCCUGGGCUCUCCGUUUUCAGCAGGAACUAGGACACUGCACCGACUGGAUAUAAUGAGUUUCUUCAGCAUGCUGCGUAAAAGGAAAGAGCUGAUCCCUAUUGUUGGUCUGAUGGCUGUCGCCGCGUCCGGGGCUACCAGCGUCUCCAUUUACUUCCUCCUCACCAAACCUGACGUCAUACUCAAUAAGACGGGAAAUCCUACUCCCUGGGAAAACGUGGACCCCAAAAAACCGCAGAAGCUGCUAACGAUUAACCAGAAGUGGGAGCCAGUGGAGGAGGUCCAGAUAUUGAAGCGUUACAGCAAAUAAUGGAGCAGACUAUCUAAUCAGUACUGAAUGUUUCACUGAUUCCUGACCUGAAAUUCCACUGGAGAGGAACAGCAACACUUCUGUUUGAGUUUUAGGAUUAAAAAUUGUCAAUUUCUACCCCAACAACUCCUCCCUCUCUUCCUCCCUCUCUUAACUUGUGCCUUUGUCUUCAGGAUGAGUGGCUGCACUACGAAUGGGCAGAUGUGAAAUAGUAACGUGUGUAUUUUCACUCAAACUAUUCCUACCAAUAAGAUCUAUAAGCCAAUACAUUACUGUAAAAUAAAUCGUGUCUAAUUUAAA
Hemiscyllium ocellatum (epaulette shark) is the source of this 766-nucleotide messenger RNA. It is a transcript of the gene coxfa4l3, whose product is annotated as chromosome 39 C15orf48 homolog. The coding region runs from base 83 to 466 and encodes 127 amino acids. The transcript has 5 exons. The record is from RefSeq and is a predicted model, not a curated record. NCBI's taxonomy places the organism in Eukaryota, Metazoa, Chordata, Chondrichthyes, Orectolobiformes, Hemiscylliidae.